Messenger RNA from Rhinolophus ferrumequinum (greater horseshoe bat), 6049 nucleotides. RefSeq names its product calcium voltage-gated channel subunit alpha1 F (gene CACNA1F). Lineage: Eukaryota; Metazoa; Chordata; Mammalia; Chiroptera; Rhinolophidae. The record is from RefSeq and is a predicted model, not a curated record. The transcript is spliced from 48 exons. Gene Ontology annotation, molecular function: high voltage-gated calcium channel activity. Gene Ontology annotation, cellular component: voltage-gated calcium channel complex; membrane. The coding region runs from base 56 to 5977 and encodes 1973 amino acids. Gene Ontology annotation, biological process: calcium ion import across plasma membrane.
GCUGGGGGAAGAGAGGGGGGCUGUUUGCAGAUGGCUCUUCAACCUGGAAAGGAGGAUGUCGGCAUCUGAAGGCAGGAAAGACAUCACCCCAGAGUCCAGUCCAACCAAUGGAUCAGGCCCUGGUCCCGAAUGGGGGCUGUGCCCUGGGCCCCCAGAAGCAGCAGGUGAAACCAGCAGGGCAUUGGGCUUAGGGACCCCUAAGCGAAGGACUCAGCACAGUAAGCACAAGACGGUGGCAGUGGCCAGUGCCCAGCGGUCACCCCGGGCACUCUUCUGCCUCACCCUGGCCAACCCUCUGCGGCGGUCCUGCAUCAGCAUCGUGGAGUGGAAGCCCUUCGACAUCGUCAUCCUGCUGACCAUCUUUGCCAACUGCGUGGCCCUGGGGGUCUACAUCCCCUUCCCAGAGGACGAUUCCAACUCUGCCAACCACAACCUGGAGCAGGUGGAAUACGUAUUCCUGGUGAUUUUUACUGUGGAGACAGUGCUUAAGAUCGUGGCGUACGGGCUGGUGCUCCAUCCCAGCGCCUACAUCCGCAAUGGCUGGAACCUUCUCGACUUCAUCAUUGUCGUGGUUGGGUUGUUCAGCGUGCUGCUAGAGCAGGGCCCUGGACGGCCCGGGGACGCUCCGCAUACUGGGGGGAAGCCGGGGGGCUUCGAUGUGAAGGCGUUGCGGGCAUUUCGGGUGCUGCGGCCACUGAGGCUGGUGUCUGGGGUCCCGAGCCUGCACAUAGUGCUCAAUUCCAUCAUGAAGGCGCUGGUGCCGCUGCUGCAUAUCGCACUGUUAGUGCUCUUCGUCAUCAUCAUUUAUGCCAUCAUCGGACUCGAGCUGUUCCUCGGACGCAUGCACAAGACGUGCUACUUCCUGGGAUCUGACACGGAAGCUGAGGAGGACCCGUCGCCCUGUGCAUCUUCGGGCUCAGGGCGUGUGUGCACCCUGAACCAGACCGAGUGCCGCGGGCGCUGGGCAGGGCCCAAUGGAGGCAUUACCAACUUCGACAACUUCUUCUUCGCGAUGCUGACGGUCUUCCAGUGCGUCACCAUGGAAGGCUGGACCGACGUGCUCUACUGGAUGCAGGAUGCCAUGGGGUAUGAGCUGCCCUGGGUGUAUUUUGUGAGUCUCGUAAUCUUUGGGUCCUUCUUCGUUCUCAACCUUGUACUUGGCGUCCUGAGUGGGGAGUUCUCCAAGGAGAGGGAAAAGGCAAAAGCAAGAGGGGAUUUCCAGAAGCUUCGGGAGAAACAGCAAUUGGAGGAGGACCUGCGGGGCUACCUGGACUGGAUCACACAAGCGGAGGAGCUGGACAUCGAAGACCUCUCAGCUGAUGGAAACUUUGGUUCUGUGGCUGAAGAGGGCCGAGCUGGCCACCGGCCACAACUGGCAGAGCUGACCAAUAGGAGACGUGGACGGCUGCGUUGGUUCAGUCACUCCACCCGCUCCACACACUCCACCAGCAGCCAUGCCAGCCUCCCAGCCAGUGACACUGGUUCGAUGACAGAGACUCCAGGCGAUGAGGAAGAGGAAGAGGGGGCCCUGGCCAGUUGUACACGCUGCCUAAACAAGAUUAUGAAAACCAGGGGCUGCCGCCGCCUUCGUCGAGCCAACCGGGGCCUUCGGGCAUGCUGCCGUCGGGCUGUGAAGUCCAAUGCCUGUUACUGGGCCGUGCUGCUGCUUGUCUUCCUGAACACGCUGACCAUCGCCUCAGAGCACCACGGGCAGCCUGUAUGGCUCACUCAGACCCAGGAGUAUGCCAACAAAGUGUUGCUCUGUCUGUUCACGGUGGAGAUGCUUCUCAAGCUGUAUGGUCUGGGCCCCUCCGCCUACGUUUCCUCCUUCUUCAACCGCUUUGACUGCUUUGUGGUCUGUGGGGGCAUCCUGGAGACCACCCUGGUGGAGGUGGGUGCCAUGCAGCCCCUGGGCAUCUCAGUGCUCCGAUGUGUGCGCCUCCUCAGGAUCUUUAAGGUCACCAGGCACUGGGCAUCUCUGAGCAAUUUGGUGGCGUCCCUGCUCAAUUCAAUGAAAUCCAUCGCAUCCUUGCUGCUUCUCCUCUUCCUCUUCAUCAUCAUCUUCUCCCUGCUUGGCAUGCAGCUGUUUGGGGGCAAGUUCAACUUUGACCAGACCCACACUAAGCGAAGCACCUUUGACACCUUCCCCCAGGCCCUCCUCACUGUCUUUCAGAUCCUGACAGGCGAGGACUGGAAUGUGGUCAUGUAUGAUGGUAUCAUGGCCUACGGCGGCCCCUUUUUCCCAGGGAUGCUGGUGUGUGUCUAUUUCAUCAUUCUCUUCAUCUGUGGCAACUACAUCCUGUUGAACGUGUUUCUUGCCAUUGCUGUGGACAACCUGGCCAGCGGCGAGGCAGGCACUGCCAAGAACAAGGGCAGGGAGAAGAGCACGGAGGGGAAAUCACCACAGGAGAAUGGAGCUUUGGUGCCUGGUGGGGAAAAUGAGGAAGAGAAGGGCGCAAAGAAUGAAGGAGCAGGCAUGGAGGAAGAGGAAGAGGAGGAGGAGGAGGAGGAGGAGGAAGAAGAAGGGGGUGCAGGGCGUGUGGAACUCCUGCAGGAAGUUGUACCCAAGGAGAAGGUAGUGCCCAUCCCUGAGGGCAGUGCCUUCUUCUGCCUCAGCCAAACCAACCCAUUGAGGAAGGCCUGCCACACGCUCAUACACCAUCAUGUCUUCACCAAUCUUCUCCUGGUGUUCAUCAUCCUCAGCAGUGUGUCCCUGGCCGCUGAGGACCCCAUCCGAGCCCACUCCUUCCGCAACCAUAUUCUGGGGUACUUUGAUUAUGCCUUCACCUCCAUUUUCACUGUGGAGAUUCUACUAAAGAUGAUGGUGUUUGGGGCUUUCCUGCAUCGAGGCUCCUUCUGCCGUAGCUGGUUCAAUCUAUUGGAUCUGCUGGUGGUCAGCGUGUCCCUCAUCUCCUUUGGCAUCCACUCCAGCGCCAUCUCCGUGGUGAAGAUUCUACGAGUACUCCGAGUCCUUCGGCCCCUUCGAGCCAUCAACCGGGCCAAAGGACUUAAGCACGUGGUGCAGUGUGUGUUCGUGGCCAUCCGGACCAUUGGGAAUAUCAUGAUUGUAACCACACUCCUGCAAUUCAUGUUUGCCUGCAUUGGCGUGCAGCUCUUCAAGGGAAAAUUCUACAGUUGCACCGAUGAGGCCAAACACACACCCCAAGAAUGCAAGGGCUCCUUCCUGGUCUAUCCCGAUGGAGAUGUGUCACGGCCCCUGGUCCGGGAGCGGCUCUGGGUCAACAGCGAUUUCAACUUUGACAAUGUCCUUUCAGCCAUGAUGGCUCUGUUCACUGUCUCCACCUUUGAAGGCUGGCCUGCGCUGCUAUACAAGGCCAUUGAUGCACAUGCAGAGAACGAGGGCCCCAUCUAUAAUUACCAUGUGGAGAUCUCAGUGUUCUUCAUCGUCUACAUCAUCAUCAUCGCAUUCUUCAUGAUGAACAUCUUUGUGGGGUUUGUCAUCAUCACCUUCCGUGCCCAGGGCGAGCAGGAGUACCAAAACUGUGAACUGGAUAAAAACCAGCGCCAGUGUGUGGAAUACGCCCUCAAGGCCCAGCCACUCCGCCGAUAUAUCCCCAAGAACCCACAUCAGUAUCGCGUAUGGGCCACUGUGAACUCUGCUGCCUUUGAGUACCUCAUGUUCCUGCUUAUCCUGCUCAACACGGUUGCUCUAGCCAUGCAGCACUAUGAGCAGACUGCUCCCUUCAAUUAUGCCAUGGAUAUCCUCAACAUGGUGUUCACUGGCCUCUUCACUGUUGAGAUGGUGCUCAAAAUCAUCGCCUUCAAACCCAAGCAUUACUUUGCCGAUGCCUGGAACACAUUUGAUGCUCUGAUUGUGGUGGGCAGCGUAGUGGACAUUGCCGUCACUGAAGUCAACAAUGGUGGCCACCUUGGCGAGAGCUCUGAGGACAGUUCCCGCAUUUCCAUCACCUUCUUUCGCCUCUUCCGAGUCAUGCGGCUGGUCAAGCUUCUCAGUAAGGGUGAAGGGAUCCGCACAUUGCUCUGGACAUUCAUCAAGUCCUUCCAGGCUUUGCCCUAUGUUGCUCUUCUCAUCGCAAUGAUAUUCUUCAUUUAUGCAGUCAUUGGGAUGCAGAUGUUCGGCAAGGUGGCUCUUCAGGAUGGCACACAGAUCAACCGAAACAACAACUUCCAGACUUUUCCACAGGCUGUGUUACUUCUGUUCCGGUGUGCCACUGGUGAGGCAUGGCAGGAGAUAAUGCUUGCCACCCUUCCUGGGAAUCGAUGUGACCCUGAAUCUGACUUCGGUCCUGGAGAGGAGUUUACUUGUGGUAGCAAUUUCGCCAUCGCCUAUUUUAUCAGCUUCUUCAUGCUCUGUGCCUUCUUGAUCAUAAAUCUCUUUGUGGCCGUGAUCAUGGACAACUUUGAUUAUCUAACCAGAGAUUGGUCAAUCCUGGGCCCCCAUCACCUGGAUGAAUUCAAGAGGAUCUGGUCUGAAUAUGACCCUGGAGCCAAGGGCCGCAUCAAGCACCUGGAUGUGGUUGCCCUGCUAAGACGCAUCCAGCCCCCGCUGGGAUUUGGGAAGCUGUGUCCACACCGAGUGGCCUGCAAGAGACUUGUGGCAAUGAACAUGCCCCUCAACUCAGAUGGGACGGUGACAUUCAACGCCACACUCUUUGCCCUGGUUCGGACAUCCUUGAAGAUCAAGACAGAAGGGAACCUGGAGCAAGCCAAUCAGGAGCUGCGGAUUGUCAUCAAAAAGAUCUGGAAGAGGAUGAAGCAGAAGCUGCUAGAUGAGGUCAUCCCUCUUGCUGACGAGGAAGAGGUCACUGUGGGCAAAUUCUACGCUACAUUUCUGAUCCAGGACUAUUUCCGCAAAUUCCGACGGAGGAAAGAAAAGGGGCUACUAGGGACCAAGGCCCCCCCAAGCACCUCCUCUGCCCUUCAGGCUGGUCUGAGGAGCCUACAGGAUUUGGGUUCUGAGAUCCGGCAAGCCCUCACCUGUGACACAGAGGAGGAGGAAGAGGGGAAAAAGGGAGAGGAGGAAGAUGAGAAGGACCCAGAAACAUACAAAGCCCCGGUGGGCUCCCAGCCCCCAUCCCGCCAGAGCUCCGUGAUGUCUCUGUCUCUGCCUACUGGGAAUAAAUUCCGAGAUUCACUCUCCCUUGGGCCCAGUGAUGACGAAGAGGGAGCUCCCAACUCCAGACAGUCCAGUGUGUCCCAGACUGGAUCCCACAUCCACAGGAGAAGCUGCGGGGCUCUCAUUUUCACCAUUCCAGAAGAAGGAAGUUCUCAGCCCAAGGGAAUUGAAGGGCAGGAGAAACAGGAUGAGGAAGAGGAAGUCCCUGGCCGGCUCUCCUACUUAGAUGAGCAGGCAGGGACUCCCCUGCACCCCACCUUUUUGCCACUUCACAGACCCCAGAAAUAUGGAGAUGAGCACCAUGCCACACGCCGCCGUCUGCUGCCCCCGACGCCUGCAGAUCAGAAGCCCUCCUUCACAAUUCAGUGUCUGCGGCACCAGGGCAGUUGUGAUGAUUUGCCCAUCCCAGGCACCUAUCAUCGUGGGCGCAACUCAGGGCCCAGCAGGGCACAGGGUUCCUGGGCAACCCCUCAACGGGGUCGGCUACUGUAUGCCCCACUGUUAUUGGUGGAAGAGGGUACAGCAAGGGAGGGAUACCUCGGCAAAUCCAGCGGUCCACUGCGCACCUUUACCUGUCUGCACGUGCCUGGAACCCACUCAGACCCCAGCCAUGCCAAGAGGGGCAGUGCUGACAGCCUGGUGGAGGCUGUGCUCAUCUCCGAGGGCCUGGGCUUCUUUGCCCGAGACCCACGCUUCGUGGCCCUGGCCAAGCAGGAGAUUGCGGCUGCGUGUCACCUGACACUGGACGAGAUGGACAGUGCUGCCAGUGACCUGCUGGCACAGGGGACCAGCUCACUUUAUAGUGACGAGGAGUCCAUCCUCUCCCGCUUUGAUGAGGAAGACCUGGGAGAUGAGAUGGCCUGUGUUCAUGCCCUCUGAAUUCCCAUCCUCCCCACUACUCAAUAAACCUCCUGCCCUCCCUUCCCCAGAGGGAGACAGGCAAGGACCACA